UCUCCCUGCCCCAGAAAAGGCUCCGUCGCUGUGUUUGUAUUUGUCCCGAGCAGUCACAUGGAAACGGGUUCGCAGCGCGCCUCCGCCUCCCCUCGCCUAAACUUCAGCACCGGCUAGGAUAGAUGAGCGAGGGGCUGGAGCCACGCUUCAAAACGGGUCCGUUUCACAAGGCAAGGGGCUCCCCCUGUAACGCAGCGGCCAUGCCCGUGUGACAGCGCGGAGCCGGGACCAGGCUCGGCCCUCCCAGCUUUCAGAUAGCCAGGGGAGGAUGGCUCAGCCAGAAGGGAGGAAAGUGUGAAUGAAAGGAGGAGGAGAAGAAAGGCAUCAGCUCAUCAUUCCCUCCUCCCGCCCCCCUUCCCUCCCACUCCCAAACUGGAAUUGUAUCAAGCCUUUAAUUCAGUGGAAAGGAGUGAGCCAUCCAUGGAGACUCUCGCGCAGUCUGGGGCCAAUAAACCUCCCAGCGGGAGAAAAAUGAAGGCUCGAGCUCCCCCUCCACCAAGUCAACCUCUUGCUGCAAGUCAAAUUCAGAGUGAACAGAAGUCACUCUCAGAGCUGGGAGUAAUCCCUGAUCAGAGCUUGGUGACCAUGAAAGAAAAUCUUAUAAACAGGACAGUGGACUUCACGGUCGUUUUACCAAGUGGUGUGGAACAGAAGAACAAUGUACAUGGGAGUAAAGCCGUGAUGGAUCUGUUGGUGGAUUUGUGCAGCAGGUACCACUUGAAUCCAGCUCACCAUACCCUUGAGUUGAAGGCUUGUGGGAUGGAACCUUUGAGUUAUAAGCCUAAUACUUUGGUUGGGGCGCUGGAUGUACAGACAGUACUUCUGAAGGAGAAAGUUCCUGAAGGGAAGACAAAACGACCUCCACCUAGGAUCCCUGAGAAAUCCAUGAGGUUGGUAGUGAAUUACCUGAAGACACACAAGGCUGUGGUUCGAGUUAGUCCCGAGGUGCCUCUGCAUAGCAUAAUCCCAGCCAUUUGUGAAAAGUGCGAGGUCAGUCCAGAGCAUGUCGUCCUCCUGAGGGACAAUAUCACUGGGGAAGAGCUGGAACUUACAAAGUCCUUGGACGAGUUAGGAAUAAAGGAAUUGUAUGCCUGGGAUAGGAAAAGAGUUCUUCCAUCAAAAACUCAGUCUGAACCUUCUCUAAGCUAUAGAGAAUCAAGUCAAAAUUCUUCAAUAAGCAACGACGCAACAGAAAAAGAAAAGAGAGGAUUUCUGGGAUUUUUCAAAGUUAAUAAAAGAAGCAGCAAGACAGAAGAUCGUUUGAGGCUGGACGGUAACUAUGGGGAUGAGGAUGGUUUUAGUUCUGCAACUGCUAGUGAAAGGAGCUUGGAUGGCUUUGCAACAGCUCCAAAUUCACCUUCAGUGAAUUCACGUUCCAUUACGCUGGGUCCAUCACUAUCUCUUGGCAACAUUUCAGGAAUGACCGCCAACCCAGAAAUUAAAAAACGCAGAGCACCUCCUCCGCCAGUGGCAACACCCGAUUUGCAAAGUAUGGAGACAAGCGGAGUGGCAAAGACAACAAUGCAGAUUCCACAAGGGGCAUCACAGAAUGAUUUACAGAAAAAAAAGAGACAUGCCCCUCCACCACCGACUCCUCCUGUUCCUGUCAUGCCAAACAGAACAGAAGAAAAGGAAGACAAGAGGAAGAGCACAGUGGUUUAUUGUUGUGCAUCAUUCCCUUCACACACCAAGCACGUCUGACAGAACUUGCCUCAUCCUAUGACCUUCAUACCUCUGACGCCUCCUGUUGCCUCUGCUACCCUGACUCUUCCGUUGCCUUUCUUCCUUUCCUGCUAGAAGAGCUCCUUUUAUCUGACUGAAACCUUGGCUUCCUUUCUUUUUGAACUUGCACACCUUCAUUUAAUUAAUAUUGAUAUGUUUGGCUUUGUUUCACACUCAUUCGUUAAGUGUAUUCUCCAGAACUGAACCCUGUGUUAUACAGAUACGUAUCACCAUCAAAAAGA
Malaclemys terrapin pileata is the source of this 1964-nucleotide messenger RNA. RefSeq names its product protein cordon-bleu-like. Bases 421 to 1701 code for a protein of 426 amino acids. NCBI's taxonomy places the organism in Eukaryota, Metazoa, Chordata, Testudines, Emydidae. The record is from RefSeq and is a predicted model, not a curated record. The transcript is spliced from 11 exons. Gene Ontology annotation, molecular function: actin monomer binding. Gene Ontology annotation, cellular component: dendritic growth cone; actin filament; ruffle. Gene Ontology annotation, biological process: actin filament network formation; actin filament polymerization.